CUCAGCCCACUGGGGCCACUGCGCGGCCCCACUAUCAGUGUUGGAGACCCCCCCCCGGGGGGGACAGCGGUCCUAAACCCUGGGGGCCUCAGAAGGGUGACCCCUCUCCCUGCAGCCCCACAAGCCCCCCCUACCCCCUACGAUGGUUCCCUCCAUCACAGAGAAGCCAGAGUCUUCACUCCAGGUCCCCGCCACCAUCAAGGACCUGAGCAGCUUCUCCUGUCCAGCUCCCUGUGGGGCCUUCCGCCUCUCUCUCGCCAGCCCCCAGCAUGCAGGCCUCCCGGACCCUGACCCCCCCACCCAGCCCCAGCCAUUCCCCCUCCUCCUCCGGCCCUAGGCCCUCUGUUGCAGGCCACCCUCCAACCACAGGCCUGGUCUCUACCAAGGCCAUGGCCCCAAAUUUCCGCCGCAUGCACAGGAUCAUUGCUGAGGACACCGAGUGGUCGCUGGCCAUCGUGCCCCUCCUCACGGAACUCUGCAUCCAGAACAUCAUCAGGAACUUCCAGAAAAACCCGAUCCUGAAGCAGCUGCCCCCGGAAUACCAGCAGAAGGUCCUAAGCCAUCUGCCCCCUGACCUGCCGCUGGCUGUGACCGCCAACCUCAUCGACGACGAGGGCUACUGGCAUCGCUGCUGCGUGCAGCGCUGGCCCGUGUGCCACGUGGCCCGGCAUGGCGGCAGCUGGAAGCGCCUGUUCUUCGAGAGGCACCUGGAGGGUCUGCUGCGGUGCUUCAUCCCUGGCACCACGGACCCCAGCACUGUCCUCGACCUGCUGCCCCUUUGCAGGGACUUCGUGCGCAACCUCCGCGUGGACCAGCUCCUCCCGCCUGUGCGCCUGCCGCCUACGCCCCGUAAAAUGGGAGACCAGUCGGACUCGGGCAGCGAGGGGGAAGCAGAGGAAUCUAGCCCCGACCACUACCCGCUGGGCCCUCUGGUGGCCGGCCUGAGCCAGCUGGAGGAGUUGGACUUGGUGUACGGCGUCAAGGACUGUGGCAUGAACUUCGAGUGGAACCUCUUCCUCUUCACCUACCACGACUGCCACUCCCUGGCGGCCACCGUCAAGGCCUGCCACACGCUCAAGAUCUUCAGGCUGGCCCGCAGCCGCGUGGAUGACGACAAGGCCCGCAUUCUGAUCUGCAGCCUGCUCAACCACCCGGCCCUGGAGGAGCUGGACCUGUCUCACAACCUCAUCGGGGACCGUGGGGCACACGGUGCGGCCAAGCUGCUCAGCCACAGCCGCUUGCGUGUGCUGAACCUAGCCAACAACCGAGUGCGUGCACCCGGGGCCCAGGCACUGGCUCACGCCCUGGCACACAAUGCCUAUCUUCUCUCCCUCAACCUGCGCCUCAACUGCAUCAAGGAUGAGGGCGGCCAGGCCCUGGCGCACGCCCUGCUGACCAACAUGUGCCUCACCACCCUGCACCUGGGUGGCAAUGAGCUGUCGGAGCCCACGGCCAUGUUCCUGUCCCAGGCCCUCGCCGUCAACACCUCCCUCACCAGCAUCAACCUGUCCUGCAACCACAUCGGGCCGGAUGGUGGGAAGCAGCUACUGGAGGGUGUGGCAGACAACAAGACCCUCCUGGAGUUCGACUUGCGCCUGUCGGAUGUCACCCAAGAGAGCGAGUACCUCAUUGGCCAGGCCCUCCAUGCGAACCGGGAAGCUGCCCGCCAGCGGGCCUUGAAUCCCAACCACUUUGUGUUGCCAGUCAUUGCCAAUGACCCUGGGAAUUCUGAGGCAUAAGGUGCGGGCAGGGCCGGGGCAGUGACUCCAGCCCUGUCCUUCAUGCCCUGCACUUGCCAUGCACUCUACUGCUAAGGGUCACACCGGUCCCGAGGGAGGGGAGGGGGGACCCAAACACACUCAGAGGGAACGAUCAAGGGAUAAAUGUAUAAAGACGGAAGGUAAGGAGGGUCCUAAUAGCAGAGGAAAGCUAUCAAAGUGGAGACCCAGCUGCAGGGCCGCGAAAAGGGUGUCACUAGACCCCUGAAAAUGACCAACUUCUUCCAGGAAUUAGGCAGGCAGAGGACCCAAGGGAAUGUACACGCUAGACUCUCCCAUGCACCCUGUCCACAGAGGUGAUUCUCCUCCAUCUCCCCACAAUCCCAUCUACUGAUUGGAUCCUCAACCUUCACACAUGUACACACAUGUGUGCAUAAACACACAUGCACACAUUGUGGCUAUACCACAGUGAUGCUUGGUUCUUCCUGCCACACUCAGCCUACAGAUGCCACCUCCCCAUUGCUCAACUCUGCCUGAUGUGACUCAGUUCUGCAGGCCACACCACCUCCUAAUGCUCACGUGCUGUGUAGGAAGGGGACUCUGGGGGAGAGGGAGGCGGCCAUCGAUGGUGGCAGCUGGGGAAACACAGUGACACUCUUGCUGGAGAGGGGAAGAAGUGCCACACCAGAGGGGACAUCGGUG
This is a messenger RNA of Heterocephalus glaber (naked mole-rat), 2420 nucleotides long. It is a transcript of the gene Drc5, whose product is annotated as dynein regulatory complex subunit 5. NCBI's taxonomy places the organism in Eukaryota, Metazoa, Chordata, Mammalia, Rodentia, Bathyergidae. The record is from RefSeq and is a predicted model, not a curated record. Gene Ontology annotation, molecular function: protein binding.